AACCAAUGGCCGAGAGGUAGCCCGGUAUAUAAACAAGGGUCAGGGAGCUCCAAAGCUGGGUGACCCCUUCUUUGGCUGUGGUGCACAGGAUCUGAUCCCGGGAUUGUUGCCUCUGUUCUUGUUUCGUGUGCAGUGUUAGAAAGCAAUCAUGCCUUUCGGAAACACCCACAACAACUUCAAGCUCAACUAUUCAGUUGAGGAGGAGUUCCCAGACCUGUCCAAGCACAACAACCACAUGGCCAAGAUCCUGACCAAGGAGCUGUAUGGCAAGAUGAGGGACAAGCAGACGCCCACUGGCUUCACUCUGGAUGACGUGAUCCAGACUGGCGUCGACAACCCUGGUCACCCCUUCAUCAUGACUGUUGGCUGUGUCGCUGGUGACGAGGAGUCUUACGAGGUCUUCAAGGAUCUGUUCGACCCUGUCAUCUCCGACCGUCAUGGUGGAUAUAAGCCCACUGACAAGCACAAGACUGACCUCAACUUCGAGAACUUGAAGGGAGGUGAUGACCUUGACCCCAACUACGUUCUGUCCAGCCGUGUUCGUACCGGUCGCAGCAUCAAGGGAUACUCCCUGCCCCCCCACAACAGCCGUGGCGAGCGCAGAUGCAUUGAGAAGCUGGCCGUUGAGGCUCUGGCCAGCCUUGAUGGUGAGUUCAAAGGAAAGUACUAUCCCCUGAGGUCAAUGACUGAUGCUGAGCAGGAGCAGCUGAUCAGUGAUCACUUCCUGUUUGACAAGCCUGUGUCCCCCCUGCUGACCUGCGCCGGUAUGGCCCGCGACUGGCCUGACGGCAGAGGCAUUUGGCACAACGACAACAAGACCUUCCUGGUGUGGGUGAACGAGGAGGAUCACCUGCGUGUCAUCUCCAUGCAGAAGGGUGGCAACAUGAGGGAGGUUUUCAGGCGUUUCUGCGUGGGCUUGCAGAAGAUUGAGGAGAUCUUCAAGAAGCACAACCACGGCUUCAUGUGGAACGAGCAUCUUGGCUACAUUCUGACCUGCCCCUCCAACCUGGGAACUGGCCUGCGUGGUGGUGUCCACGUCAAGCUGCCCAAGCUGAGCACACACCCCAAGUUUGAGGAGAUCCUCACCAGAUUGCGCCUGCAGAAGCGUGGCACAGGUGGUGUGGACACUGCAUCUGUGGGCGGUGUGUUCGACAUCUCCAACGCCGACCGUCUGGGAUCCUCUGAGGUGGACCAGGUCCAGUUGGUGGUUGAUGGCGUCAAGCUGAUGGUUGAGAUGGAGAAGAAGCUGGAGAAGGGAGAAGCCAUCGACAGCAUGAUCCCCGCCCAGAAGUGAAGCGGGACAACCUGAUGUCUUCCUUGUGACCAUUUAUGUGCAGUCGAGCCAGCGUGCAGAGAAAACAGCUGCUCACCUAGAGACUCUUGACUCUGCCAACUUCUUUUCCUUCCUUCCAACUUUGUUUUUUCUUUUCUCCGUCCUUGUGGUUUUUUUCACGUUCCCCUGCGUUGGUCAGUUACAUCCUGGGGUCACUGAGCUGGGGGACAUGGCAUCACCAACUUUUUGUUAUAAGAAGUAACAACUGUUGAAUAGGUUCAAACUGUUCAAUAAAACAGCGUCCCCUGAA
Molecule: messenger RNA, 1583 nt
Organism: Oryzias melastigma (Indian medaka)
Lineage: Eukaryota; Metazoa; Chordata; Actinopteri; Beloniformes; Adrianichthyidae
Gene: ckma
Product: creatine kinase, muscle a
Exons: 8
Coding region: 149-1294 (381 amino acids)
Biological process (GO): phosphocreatine biosynthetic process
Molecular function (GO): creatine kinase activity
Source: RefSeq, a predicted model, not a curated record